CCUCACAGGGAUCUCCGAAUUCAAACAUGUUCCGCUUUGCCGCCGCCGCUUUCCGUCCCGCCGCCGCCCGCUCGUUUGUCGCCAGCCGCCAGGCCAUGCCCGUCAUUGCUGCCCGCUGGUACUCGGCCGGUGGUGCCCUGAGCCGCAACGACAUCCAGGAGCGCAUCUACCAGAUUCUGCGGGACUUUGACAAGGUCAACCAGGACAAGAUCUCCCCGGUCUCCAGCUUCACCAAGGAUCUCGGCCUGGACAGCCUCGAUACCGUUGAAGUCGUCAUGGCCAUUGAGGAGGAGUUCUCUGUUGAGAUCCCCGAUGACGAGGCUGACAAGAUCGCCAGCGUUAAGGAUGCCAUCGAGUACAUUUCCAACCGCAGCGACGCUCACUAAAAAGCAUAGUUUUUAUCGUCUUCCACACAACUAUCACCACUUUCCUUUUAUAACUAGAUAUCGUCACAAAUGGACGUGGAGUUACGUGAGAACGGUCCUCGUGUACAUACUACGCCAAGGUGUAUAGAUUGAGCUAUCGCUUGGAUCGUAGCCAUUAGCUCUUUGCCGAUCAAUUGCCUAGGUGAAUGAUAGAAUGCAAUCGAGAAAUGCAU
Messenger RNA from Linderina pennispora, 598 nucleotides. RefSeq names its product acyl carrier protein. The record is from RefSeq and is a predicted model, not a curated record. The transcript has 2 exons. Gene Ontology annotation, cellular component: mitochondrion. Bases 27 to 386 code for a protein of 119 amino acids. NCBI's taxonomy places the organism in Eukaryota, Fungi, Kickxellomycota, Kickxellomycetes, Kickxellales, Kickxellaceae. Gene Ontology annotation, biological process: fatty acid biosynthetic process. Gene Ontology annotation, molecular function: acyl carrier activity; acyl binding.